CGAAAUUCUCUUAUCAGCUCCCAUGUGUGACCUCUUUGGCUGCUCAGCUGUUUUUUGUUGACUGAACUUUAGCUUUUACGACUUAAGAAGUGUUAACUUGUGGCAAGUAGUUAAAAGAUGCUUUAAUUUCCAAAAAUAACAAUGGGAAACGCUGGAAGUGCUAGCGGUAGAGAUCGUCAGAAAUCAGGAAAUCAUGAACCCCAUUCUCCAACUAAAGAUGAACAAGCUUUUGUUUUUGAUAAAAAACGUGAAACCAACUUAGUUUACCAAUCUUCUCAUGAUGAUGAAGAACCAUAUUUCACCAAAGGUGAUGAUAGUAACGGUGUUCAAAAUGAACAAGAUUAUAAUAACAUCCCUCGUCAAAGAUCGGCAACCGUGUCAGAAGGUACUCAGGUCACCGACCAAGUUUUUCCAACUGUUUUUAAAUGGGAUGGAGGUGGAAAACAAGUUCUCAUCAGUGGAACGUUUUCUAAUUGGAAAACUAUCCCCAUGGUCAAAAGCCAUGGAGAUUUUGUAACUAUCAUAGAUCUUCCGGAAGGAGAUCAUCAAUACAAGUUCUAUGUAGAUGGAGAAUGGAAGCAUGAUCCAGCAUCAAAAGUGGUGGAAAAUGGCAUGGGAUCAAAAAAUAACUUAAUAGCUGUGAAAAAUACAGAUUUUGAAGUUUUCCAAGCAUUGGCAAUGGACAGUGAAGGUGGAUCUUCUAACCAGCAAAGUGAAUAUUGUCAAGAAAUACCGCCAAUGAAACCUUGGGAAAAACCAGUAGGUCCCCCCAUUUUGCCACCGCAUCUUCUGCAAGUUAUCUUAAACAAGGACACACCGAUUUCAUGUGAGCCUACUCUUUUACCUGAACCAAAUCAUGUAAUGUUAAACCAUCUUUAUGCUUUGUCAAUUAAAGAUGGUGUUAUGGUGUUGAGUGCUACUCAUCGGUAUAGGAAAAAAUAUGUUACUACAUUGCUUUAUAAGCCUAUAUGAGGUACAAUACAUUACUUUUUUUUUUUCUUUUUUAUAUUUGUGAUGUUAACUAGAUAAUUUAUUUUAAGUUAAGUUUUAAUGUUUUAAGUAAUUACCAAAUAUUUAUACAAAAAAUUAAAAUUUAUAGCUAGCUGGUUUGGGUCAGUGACUUUAUGUUCUAUUUUAUUAGUAUUGUGCAUAAUUAAGACUAAUAUUGAUUAGCUAUAAUUAAUACAUUUAUGAAUUAUAUUUUAAGUCAAUUAUUGUAAACAAAAUUAAAUGUUCAAAUAAUCUUCAUCUUU
Nezara viridula (southern green stink bug) is the source of this 1253-nucleotide messenger RNA. The record is from the annotation of a GenBank genome assembly. NCBI's taxonomy places the organism in Eukaryota, Metazoa, Arthropoda, Insecta, Hemiptera, Pentatomidae.